CGCUCCCAGCCUCAAUGCUCGCCAUGAGUCCUCCCCUCCCUCGGACUGGCCGCAUAUAAGAGCACUCCGCCACUGAGCCGUGCCAAGACAGGAUAGGUCGGCAUGGAUCGGCCCGAAGGGGACCCAUAUUCAACAGAUGACGAAGAGAGACGGUUCGAAAAGGCGGUGGGUCAUUACAUAGAUCAAGCGCUGGCCAACGGGCACGAGGCUGGAGAGGACGACUCCGUCGCUGGACUGGACAAAGUUUGCGAAACACCACAAGAGCUCUACCAAUACGGGCGAGGCGGCAACAGAGACCAAGAGUGUGAUGACGACCUCUUCGGAGACGAGACGCAAGCUAUAGACCAUACCUCGGAUUCUUCCAAUGAUGCAAUGGAUGAUGGAAGCUGGCAGAUGUCGCCUUCUCCAUCUUCUGGAUAUCAUUCUCCAUCAAUAUCCGCGUCGACGAAUACGCCUCGCGCUUCGACAUCUGCACUGAUGCUUCCGUCCGGCACGGGAACGCCAAUGAUCUAUUCCACAAUGAGAACACAGCCUCAAAAUCCCAAGCCUACUCCCCCGUCGCACUUGCCAAGGCGCCUAUCGGGCAACGACUACAGACGCCUCCGUAUACAAAGGGAAGCAGAAUACAAGGAGGCCCAGGAGAAGCUCAGGAGAGGCGAGAUCACCUCUUCACAGAUGCCAGCUCCCAUCCGGCAACGCAUGAGCAAAAGAAGGAAGGCCUUGCUCAAAGAGCAGAAGGAAUUGGAAGGGGCUGUGUGGAAGGUCAGAUCCGACUCUGAAGCUGUGUCGGCCUGCUCAUCGCCAGCCACAGUCACCCGAGGGGGCAGUCUAGAGGGAGCGCAAUCUGUCGGAGACAACGAGGACGAGGACGACGACGACGACGACGACGUGAGAGCUCUAGCGCUUUCUGCGUGGAACGGCUCUAGACGCACUAGCGCCGCUACCGAGGCCGCGCAGCCUUCGACAGGAGACGCAAGUCCAACUCGAGCAUGUUCGUCCCUUCCUCUGCCACUAUUUCCUAGUCCCGCUGCUGCAGCGGCUAGCCCAUCUGUCACCUCUGCGCCCCGGACUCUGCUCAAUAUAGUUCUCAAGCCUGGGCCAGAGCAGGAGUGGACCGCGGCUGCCGCUGCCAUGCAUCCACUGCCGUUAUCGCCUUGCAGGACACCCGCGUCAGCUCCAUUCAUGGGCAGUGACAAUACCCUCGGCAGAAGCAGAGAGCACUCGGCGAUGGCUGUCAGCGCACACCCGCAGAGUAGCGUCUCUAAUUCCCGUCGAGACUUUGCCUCUGGGAGCGGAAAUCGGCGCAUCACCGCACAACAUCAUAGACAAGAAACAGGUCACCAGCAGAGUCGUAGGGAGCACAACACGGCGGCUAUUUCUGCCUCUCUUCCCACGACGAAAGCGCCCUGUUCUUUGUCAGACAGUAUACCCAAAGCUUCGUCAUUGUCUCCCUCACCGUAUACCGCGCCCUUGCGCCGUGCGCUACAUUCAUCACGCCAGCGGAUUGCUGCACAAGUCCAGACCUAUCAGACAGCCGUGAACAGGCUUAAGCUGGAAGCUGACGUUCUCAGAAAUGCUAGCAGAGUCGUAGACUCGAGAAUCUUGGAUCUGGAGAGAAGGAAAAGGAAGAGGAUCAUGGCGGGAGAGGAGGCGAGAAGGAGCAUGCGAGAUGGAAGCGAUCGAUAGCGGAAAGUGUCCCACAAUGUCACCUUUGCACAACUUAUACCCCUGCACUACUCACUGCCGCCGAGGACCGCGUUUGUCUACUGCAGCAUCCCAUCGUGUUGAUGUCGGUGAAGCACUCCGGGUCUCGUCGCUCAGUGCCCCGGGCACACAAGCAGAGCUGAGGUAGACACCGUAUAUUGCCGCUGUGCCUGGGCCCUGUGCAGUGCCGCACUGGCUUGCCGGAAUGGCGAAAGGUCAAUGUCAAUCCGAGCCAUUUUCUCUCCUGCGCUAUGCACCCGCUUCUGGUGAAACAGAUGACUCGGGGCAGAGCGAGCGAAGAGGUAUAAAAGGAAGCCAGACCUAGCUUGCUUCCCUCCUCUCUGCAGCAAUCGCCUGAUCUUCCGCGUCCUCUCGAAGCGACACCGACCACCGGUAUUUACCAACUAUCAUCAUCCAUCAGCUACAGUUACCUACCAACUACCACAAUCUACCAACUACCACAAUCUACCAACUACCACCAU
Messenger RNA from Microstroma glucosiphilum, 2186 nucleotides. RefSeq lists its product as hypothetical. The record is from RefSeq and is a predicted model, not a curated record. Bases 103 to 1686 code for a protein of 527 amino acids. The transcript has a single exon. Lineage: Eukaryota; Fungi; Basidiomycota; Exobasidiomycetes; Microstromatales; Microstromataceae.